AUGUCUAAUUUUUGGAAAGAAAUACAAAACUAUUCAGGCUGCACAGAUUUUGAAUAAUUGCAAUAUUAUCUUAAUAUAAUCUACAAAGUAUAUAGUUUUUCAAAACUUUAGUUCUAAAUUCAUUUAGAAGAUUUUUAAACUAUUCAUCCUGUUUAUUUAUCAAAAUUAUUACAUUUACACUAAUUAGCAAUCUAAUAUUAUGAACACUCUACAGAAGAAUUAAAUGAGUAUGAAAAAUAUAUAGAAAAAUCGACAUUAGAAAUUUCAGAAAAAGUUACUAUUUGAUUUAUUAAUAUAGAUUAAAAGAACAGAGAAGAAACUUUUAGAUAGUAAAGUAAUUAUAAAGACAGCUUAAAAAAAAUUAUAAUAAGAAUUGAAUUAGAAAGAUAAAUUCAUACAGAAAGUUAUAAAUACUUAAUUAUUUUAAUGUCUUUAUUGUGAUAAAGUAGUUACAACUGAGUCUUAAUUUGAUUUGCAUAUGUAAUAAUAUCAUAAAAGAGAAUUUAAUAAACAAGAAGUUGAUACUAUAAAUUAAGCUUUAUAAAAUCAAUUAUUAACACAAUAAUUAAGUAAUAAAAUUAUACAAUAAAAUUAACAAAAUUACUUGGCUUUAAAUUAUCAGUUACUUUAAUCGACAAAGGAAUAAUUAUCAAAAGAAACUACAGAUUUUAUUUAAAAUACUUUAUAAGUGACUGAAAAAAUUAAAAAUAUUGAUUAAACUUAUACAAAAUAAAUAAAAAAUUUGGAAGAAGAAGUAGAAAAUAGAUUAAAUUUGAUAUAACUUAAUACAGAAAAAGAUGAAUAAAUAAGAGAAUAAUAAGUGAAAGAGAAAAUUAAAUAAUUAGAAGAAUAAAUAAAAUAAGAGUUUGAAAAUUAGAAAUCUAUAAUGAUGAAAUAAAGAAAAUAAAUUAAUAUAAAAACAAAUACUCAUAUAUAAAAGUCUUAAGAUGGUGCAUUGACUAAUUCUUAAAUACCAAAUUCAGGUGUUUUUUAAUCAUCAUCUGGACUCCAUAGAGGAUUAACAACUAUGAAUAUUUAAAGUCUUGCUAAUAUUGAAUAAGAUGAAUUAAUUGAAGAUGAUUAAAUGCAUUAAACAAGUUUAUAGUAAUUUAAAAUUUAAAUUAAAAAAAAUACUAAUUUAGAGUCUCCUCUUUAGGGUUAAUUUGAAUAAUCUCCAUAAUUGUCAGAAUCUAUAUAAUAAAGCUAACGUUUAUUAAUCAAUCCUCCUUAAGAUAUAUAAUAAUCAAAAUAUUCAAAACAAAUUUUAAAAAAAAAUUCAGGAUCUGAGGAAGAUUAAUCAUUUAAUCAAAAAUUUAAUCAAUAUGAUCAAGAUUAAAAUAUCGAUUUUAUUGUUUAGAACCUUGAAAUUUAUAGAAAUGCAGUAGAUUAAUAAUAAAAUAUGCUUUUUGAAUUGUAAUUUAAUUAUAUUUUAAUCAAUUUAGGUUAUUAAAUCGAAGCAAAGGUUCAAGACCUACUUAUACAGAUCUAUAAAAAUAACAUUAUCGCAAAAUUUUAGAAACAAAUAUAGAAUAGGACAUCAAAGGCAUUUAAUAGAAUGAUCUAAAAAAUCUAAAAAAAAUACAUGAUGAAUUAAAUAAAUAAAUUCAAGAUAAAUAGGCAAAUGUUGAAGAUAAACUUUAAUUAUAUUCAUUUAAUGAGGAAUCUCACACUCCUGAAGAAAUUGAUUCAAGAAGAGCUACAUAAUUUUUAAAUAUUAGAUCAAGAAGAAACAGUGGCAAGCAUUAAAGAAAUCCAUCUUAGAAUUGA
Paramecium sonneborni is the source of this 1767-nucleotide messenger RNA. The record is from the annotation of a GenBank genome assembly. Lineage: Eukaryota; Ciliophora; Oligohymenophorea; Peniculida; Parameciidae.